CCACGACCAACUCAGCACCCCAAGUACAGUAAACACACAGGCAAGCACUUUCAGAGAUGGCGGAAUCCAGCAGAGGGCAAUCGAGUCAGGAUGACACCGAGCCGGAGGACAAAGUCGUCGUCGACGUGGCCGAGGCGAUGCGCGACCAUGCCAAGCGGCUAGGCUUCGACUUCGACCCGGAUUCCGACUCCGAUUCGGACCUGGUCUCGCCCGUGUCCGACUUCACCGACGAAGACUACAAGACUGCCCGUGAGGAGUGCCGUAAGCUUGACCUACAGGGUGAUCCGGCCGACUUCUACAUAGAACGCAUCGCGGUGCCCCUGAAGUCACUCGCCACCAGAGAGAAGCGGGUCGCGCAGCGAGAGCGCAGGAUAUCUCGACACCACCCCAAGGUCGAGGCGAAGGACUGGUACAAAUAUCAGGACGACUAUCUCAAAAGAACAUCCGGUGGGCCGGAUCUUGAGUCCGCGAGUAUUAGAGAAGAAAAUUUAGACCAUGUGCCCAAGCAUCUUGCGGUUCGCCGGACUGCCAUCCUCAAGGCGGAGCGGCGACUUGACAGGAGGGAGUGGGAGGCCGGCAAGUACGAGUACAUCGUCUUCAACUCGAAAAAAGACCCCAUCGACUUCCUCCGCAAGCACGACAAGCUCCUGACCACCAAGGGUAAACUCGAGGAGAAGCUCUCCAAGGCAUCGGAUCUUCGCGAGGAGGCCCUAGCCGCGGUGAAGGAGCUGCCGGUAAUCCAAGGCCAGUUGGAGAAGGCCCACGCCGAGAUGAAGUCCCUCGACGAUAUGGUGGCCUACGAGAAUAGAAGGGCCACAGAUCUGGAGAAGCAGAUUCAUGAACUGCAACAGAAAGAUAAAGAAAUGCGGCAGAAAAUCGGUCAGUACCGGGACCGCAAUGCCGAGCUUCAGGACACACUGCGCAACGAAAAGUACGAGCUCGAGCAGGAGAUUAAUUAUCUCGAGAGCAAGCUGUAUCCACUCCAGGAAGAGAUGCCGCAGAAGGAGCAGAGAAUCGAGGCCCUGGAAUGUCAAGCGAAGAAAGAUAUAGAGAGAAUCAAAGAGCUGACAGAAUAUGGUGACAAAACUACCAAAAGUCUGGAGGAGACGAAAAAGGCGGAAGCGGAGAGCAGAGAAAAGGCCGAUUUUUACCGCGGAAUUUACGGCGCCUCAAAUGAAGCUGCAAAUUUCCACGCAAAAGAAGCCGAGGACGCCGUCGCCAAAGAGAAGGAAGCCAGAGACGAAGCCAAGCUUGUGGACGAACGAUAUAAAACCGCCAAAAACCGGAUUGGAGAAUUGGAUGGCCAGUUGGCAGAGGCCCUGCAGAAGUUCAAAGACGCUGACGAAGAGGUUAAGCAAGUUAAAGCCGAGCUCCAUCGGAAAGAACAAGAUCUUGCCCUGGUCAAUCACGAGCUCCAGCUGGUAUAUCACGAAGACAGGCGGGUCAGCGUCUCGACAAAUGUAUCGGGACCCGCCCGGGUGGCUACCAAUCUUCAGGAUGAGCUGGAUGAGGCUGGCUGGGACCAGUUCUCUGAGCCUGCGCAGAGUCCCAUGUUGUCGCCCGUCCGAGCCCGCCUGAACGAACUCGAAGAAGAUAUAAAGUUAAAGACCACAGAGGUGGCCGAUUACAAGACCAAGCUGGAGGCCAAGGAGGCCGAGGUAGAAAAGGCAUACAAGGAGCUCAAGGAAAAGGCCACCCAGAUCAACAACCUUGCCCAAAGCGUCAAAGAGCUUACCGCGGACAACGACCAGCUGCGAGCCAGUGCGGAGAAGGGGCGAAAAGAUCACGCGGCUAAAUCUUCCGAGGAUGAAGACAAGUACGCAAAGCUCUACUAUACAUACGAUUCGCUCAAGAAGGACUGCUUUGAAUCCUGCCAGAAGAUAUCCGCCUUGACAGACCGUAUGCAGGACAAGGUCGCAUUGAUCAAGAAACAAUUGGCCGAUUCCCACUGCACUCUCCUCGAGGCUGCCCAAGAGAGGGACGAGAAGACGGAAGAGAUCGCGAGACUCACCAACCACAUAAACAUGACCCGGGCUACAUCCAGACAACAGUAUGAGAGUCUGUCAAGGAACUUCCACCUCCUGCACGGUCAUUUCAAACAGAUGAACAGGCUAAGCCAGGCUCGCAUCUCGGAGAUUGCCCAGCUACAAGAGGAAUUGGCUGCUCGACCCGAUCCCGACCAGGUCGCAAGACUGCAAAGGGCCCAUGACGAUAUUGAGGAGCUGUACGAAAACAUGAAAACAUCGCUCGAUGACUCAACCAACGAUAAUGUCCUUCUCAGAGCGGACCGCGACAGGUUAGAAGCACGGGUCAAUGCUUUAAACAGAGACGUUGCUGGUCUUACAGACGAGCGCGACCAACUAGCAAAUGACCUCCAUGAUUCAACUCAGCAGGUCGCCAGCCUCCGAGGCGAACGCGACCAGCUGGCAAAGGACCUCGAGGCUUCAGCUAAGAGCCUUGGCAGAGUCCAAGACAUACGCGACAAAAUGGCAGAGGACCUCGAGGGUAAAAUCAAUGAGAUUAACAGCGUCAAAGAUGCACGCGACCAAACUGAAAAAGACCUCAAGGCUUCAGCUAAGGAAAAUGAAAGUCUCAAAGACGCACGCAACAAGCAGUCAAACGAACUCGCUGGCUUAGCUGAGGAGACUGACAAUCUCACACACGAACGCGACCGCGUGACCAAAGAGCUCCAAGACCUUCGUGCGGCCAAUGCUAGGCAUGAACUGUGGAGGGCGGACAACGGCAAUGCACCCAGAAAGUUGUUAGAGCAGGGGAAAGAACUUGGUGAAACUGAAAGAAAGCUCACCGAGGCCCUCAUGAACAGCACAGCCAGAAAUGUGGAAAUACAAGAGUUGCGGGCCGAGAUCGACCAGCGGAAAGCAGACAUUCAAGCACUCGAGGAGCAGUCGGAAAGUGACAAGAAACAAGUAGCCAAAUUGGAUUCUAGCAGUGUAGACCUCGAGAGUCAGUUGAAAGCUGCCAAUCAUGAGGCGGCUAAAACGAGCUUCAAGAUGACCGAGCUUAAGGAGAGAAUCGCCGAACUCGAGGAGCAGUUGGAUGCUAUCAAAGACACCGCCAAAGGAGAGAAGUCUAGGGCCGAAGACGACUUUGCAAAGUCCAAGAGCCGCGUCGCUGAGUUGGAGGCCAGAAUUGCAGAACUCGAGGAUAAGCUGCAAAUUCCGGAGCAAGAGAGAUCGCGCCUCGAAGACGAGCUUACAAAGUCUAACGACCGCGCCGCAGAGCUGGAGACCAAGACUGCGGGGCUUGAGGAGCAGUUGAAACAGCAAGACGAAAGGAUUCGGGAUCAUCGCGCCAAAGUAGACGAGGCCACUGAGAUCGCGACAAAGGCCACAAAUGAGCGACUAGAUGCCGUGAAUAGCCUGCAGGAUACGAACAGAAAACUGCAAGUUGCCAGGAGACAGCUCUUCCUCCAUGAGGAACGGGUCGCAUCCCUAAAAUGCGAUAUAUACAUGGCUGAGGGAAAGCAUGCAAAAGAGAUGGCCGAGAAGCAAGCUGAGAACCAGGCUGAGAUUGAUGAGCUGAACGGCAAAAUCGCCGAGAUGCGUGAUGAGAUCGCCCGUCUGGAAGAAAGCCAGAUGGAUCCCGACGAUCUCGCCAGAUUCGUGGACACCAUGGAAGGUGGCUUCGACGACCUAGAGCAAGCCAAAGAGCAGGCAGAGGAAGCCAUUGUCGCCAGAGAUGAACAAAUCAGGGACCUGGAAUCAGAACUCGAGACAACCAAACAGAUUGCGACUGACAUGGGAUUGCAGCUUUACGACAUGGAAAACGAGAUCAAAGACCUGCAAGGGUCACGAAACAAGAGUGACGCCGCAAACGCUGAGAAGCUUGAUCUAAUGACGAACAUCCGCACCAGACUUCAGCAACUCCUUAAAAAGGCCAGCGACUGUCAAGCAGCCGUUGAACAAAAAGUCGCGAACCUAGACGCACUUCUCAAAGAAUCUCGAGAUUCUGCCACCCGAGCGGAGCAAAGGCUUGAUGCCUUGAAGGAUGAACUGAAAGAGUGCGGCGCGAAACUCUUGGCAGAAGAGGCAAAGACUGCUAGGCAGGCUGUCGAGAUCACGGAACUGGAGGAAGGUCGAGCCAAAGAUUGCGAGGCCAGCUUGGCCAAAGUGAAGCAGCUGGAAGCGGAACUCCGAGAGCUCCGAGACGAGAUUACAACACGGACAGCCAAGGAAAAGGAACUCGAGGAUCUGGUGAAAUACAGAGAAGAAGAAGUCAAGGCCCUCGAAGCGGACAAGCAGCAGAGGGACGAGCAAUCUCAGCGCAUCUUGGAGCUGCAGAAAUCUCUGGCCAACAUCACCGACCAACAGACCCAAAAUGGUCAAGCCAGCGUGGUCGCUGCGCAGGAGCUACAGACGAAAUUGGACGAAACCAAUGCCAUCAACGACCGGCUUGUCAAAGAUUUGAUGGCACUUACAGACAAGGCCGCAACGUGGGACGUGAAAGAGAAGGACUUCAUGGAUCUGGUUCAACUCCAAGUGGAAACCGUCAAGGCCCUCCAGGACCAGCUCAAGCAAACCACACUCCAGUACCGUGCUAUCGUGAGACGGUCAAUGGGAGACGCCGCCAUCAUUCAGACUUUAAGAGCCGAUACAUCGAAAGUUUGGUCGGACUUGGUCGAUGCUACCAGAGAGAACGCAAGGCUGCGACAGCAGCUCAAGGAUUUGCAGGGACAAGAGAGAGCCGAGCCACCGAAAGCCGAGUCACUCUGCUAUACUUGCGGCCGUGGUUGCAAGUGUCCCAUCGCUCUGCCAGAGGCUUCAGGCUUCUUUGACCAGUGGUGGCUCGUCCUCAUGGCUAUCUGGGCCUUCCUGGAAAUGAUGCCCAAGAACACCAGGAUCGCGUUUUCCUACUUGCUGGGCCUGUUGGGACUUCCGGGUCGUUGCUGGAGGCCCUUUGCCAGUCGGGCAAAAUUCUGGUACAGAAAACUGUCGUCCCCCAAGGGCAAGACCCGGGCCGCGGGGGCCCCUGGCGAUCCGGACUGGGACUGGCCGACAGUGCCGGCGGUUCCUCAUGCUGCAAUGGUGUACACCAUCAUCUUUUGGGCCGUCGUCCUCGCGAUCUUCAUCUCUUCCAUGAGCUUCUGGGCCACCUCGGUGGAAAGGCACCUCUGGCUUCGGGCAAACACCGACACGAGGGCCUACUUCAACUUUGGAAGACGAGAGGGUGCUCCCGGCGCGUGCCUGGUGCCUCAACCGUUGCCGGUUGACUAUCGGUUCGUGUACGAGCCUACCUAUGGUAACUUUUGUGAAUUUGUGGAAAGACAGACAGGGUAUGCUCUUUGUUGAGAUGCAUGUAUCUUUUAUUUCUUCAUUUUAUUUUUGUCUUUUUAUCUUUGCAUUCUUGUUUUUGCGCUUGGUGCCUUUUUUUUUGGGUGUUGGGCUGUACAACGGGGGCGAGGUUAUCGUGUAUUUUUUGUUGAUUGUAUGCUUUUACUGUUUUCAGCUAUGCGAUAAUUUUCUUUUCUUUUUGAUCUAUCUUAGUAUCGCGAGCUGGCGUUGGUGUAAUGAAUAAC
Messenger RNA from Pyricularia oryzae 70-15, 5536 nucleotides. RefSeq lists its product as uncharacterized. Lineage: Eukaryota; Fungi; Ascomycota; Sordariomycetes; Magnaporthales; Pyriculariaceae. The record is from RefSeq and is a predicted model, not a curated record. The transcript has a single exon. Bases 57 to 5309 code for a protein of 1750 amino acids.